Molecule: messenger RNA, 918 nt
Organism: Odocoileus virginianus texanus
Lineage: Eukaryota; Metazoa; Chordata; Mammalia; Artiodactyla; Cervidae
Gene: FABP6
Product: fatty acid binding protein 6
Biological process (GO): fatty acid transport
Cellular component (GO): nucleus; cytosol
Molecular function (GO): fatty acid binding
Source: RefSeq, a predicted model, not a curated record
GCAACUGCCUGUUUCCUAGGCUAGGCCUCUCACACGACUGGAGGACAGAUACUUGGUAGUUCCAGGGUCUGGGCACAGUAGGUACUCAGAUAAUAUUUUCUGAAUGAUUAAAGAUUCUGUCUGAAGUCUUGGUUAAUAUUGUGACUCUAAAGCCCAGGUUUCCCCAUGAGCCAUUACAAGCAGCUGGUCCAUACCAGGCAGAUUCCUGUAACUGAUUAGCUACAGGUUGGAGUAAUCGAAGAAGGCUCCCUGGAGAAGGUGGAGUUGGGAGGACAAUUCAAAUUUGGAAAGACAGGUGAAAGAUCUGUGUGUCUCAGGACACAUUCCAUCCUGCUUGCAUGAGGAUUCUUUGCAGGUGUGUUUUGUCGCUGGACCAGACUGGAAGCUCUUUGGGGAAGGGGGCAUGUCUCACUGUUUCCUCAGUGCUGGCCCCACGCUGAGGCUCCAGCUCUUCGGCAGCAUGGCCUUCACCGGCAAGUAUGAGAUUGAGAGCGAGAAGAACUACGAUGAUUUCAUGAAGCGCCUGGGGCUCUCCGGCGACACGAUUGAAAAGGGCCGCAAUUUCAAGGUCGUCUCGGAGAUACAGCAGGACGGGCAGAACUUCACCUGGUCCCAGCACUACCCCGGGGGCCACUCCAUUUCCAACAGUUUCACCGUUGGCAAGGAGACCGAGAUGGAGACCGUGGGAAACAAGAAGUUCAAGGUCUCCGUGAAGAUGGAGGGUGGGAAGGUGGUUGUGGACUCCCCCCACUACCACCACACUGCGGAGAUUGUGGAUGGCAAGCUGGUGGAGGUCUCCACCUUUGGAGGUGUGAUCUAUGAGCGCGUGAGCAAGAAGGUGGCCUAAGCUGGCCUGAGCUGGCGGGUAGGGCUCCUCGGGGGCCAUAAAGCCGUAUCAAUAAAGCUGAUGUAACAAGA